AUGGCAGCUUCUAGCCCUGUUCUCGAUGGCGUCUUUGCCAUCAAUAAGCCCAUGGGUAUGAGUUCUGCUCAGGUUAUUAGGGACUGUCAACAUCACUUUAACCCCUCUGCUUUCUUCAAGCCAAUGAUAGACCAAGAGAUAUCAAAGAGGGCGCAAGAGUCCAAUACCAAACGGAAGCGACGUCGAUUCGGCAAGGAUGACAUUCGAGUCAAAAUGGGCCAUGGCGGCACACUUGACCCGCUUGCCACUGGUGUUUUGAUUCUAGGUGUUGGCAAGGGUACUAAAUUUCUCCAGUCUUUCCUGGACUGUACCAAGACGUAUGAGACUGUAGUGCUGUUUGGUGCCAGUACCGAUACGUACGAUAGGGUUGGUAGGAUUCUUAAGAAGACCGCAUACGAUCAUAUCACCCGGCCUAUGGUUGAAGAGGCGCUCAACUCCUACAGAGGAAAAAUCCAACAGAUGCCGCCUCUUUAUUCAGCAUUGAAGAUGGAGGGCAAGCCUCUCUAUGAGUACGCAAGAGAGGGCAAACCAAUUCCGAGAGAAGUUCCGACCAGAGAAGUGACGGUAGCUGAACUCGACUUGGUUGAAUGGUAUGAACCUGGCCAACAUUCCUACCGUUGGCCUGCUGAGGAAGCUACCACAUUUGAACGCAACUUCGCCGAACAGGUCUGGAAGAUCGGAAAGCAGCAGAUGACUUCUAAGAAGCUUACCCCUGAAGAAGAGGAACAAGAGACCAAGGCUUUGGACGAGCAUGAGAAAUUCAAACGAAAGUCAGACGAAAGUGUCGAUGCGCUUGUGUACGACAGGGUUAGCAACAAGCGUCGCAAAACUUCGCAGCAUACACCAUUAAUGUCAGGAGCGCUUGGCGACCUUCCUCCAGCGACUCCCAAACCAGGGAGGGGGUCAAAUUUGAUACCUGAAACAUCGGACACUGACGCACCACCACCUUGGGAGGACAAAGGUCCUCCAGCGGCAAGAAUCCGAAUGACAGUGACCUCGGGAUUUUACGUCCGGAGCUUUUGCCAUGACCUGGGUGUGAAGAUUGGAUCUGCAGCAGUGAUGGCAGAGCUCUGCAGAAGUCGGCAAGGAGAAUUUGUCCUAGGUAGUUCUAAUUGCUUGGAAUUUUCAGACCUGGCAAAAGGAGAAUCCGUAUGGGCACCUCAAUUGAGUGACAUGUUAUUACAGUGGAACAGCAAAGCUCGCAGCAAAGCCUCCGAGCCCGCUCUAAGAGCCAAGCAAAACCCGCCGGGUGAACCGGAAAACUUGACCACUCUAGAGGAUGACUUAUCAAACAAGAAGUCGACGUUACCAACUUCAAAGCCUUCUUCUCCGGCCCGAGAUAUCAAAUCUGAGGAAGUAGGAGCCGCGGAGUCGCAAGAGACAGGGAAUGGUGGUAACUCAGCACAAGCAGCACAAGCCGUUCCUGCCACGAGUUUGACCACUUCUCAGGAUACCACCAAGUCGAACGUCAAGAGCAAAGACGUUGGUGAAGAGUCCUGGAAUGGGUUUCCCGACGCACCUGCUUCCUCGAAGGCGUAUAUACCUAACGUAGAACACCUCGGUUCGUUGGGGAGCCCUCCUUGA
This is a messenger RNA of Daldinia caldariorum, 1584 nucleotides long. Its product is annotated as pseudouridine synthase. Bases 1 to 1584 code for a protein of 527 amino acids. Gene Ontology annotation, molecular function: pseudouridine synthase activity; RNA binding. The transcript is spliced from 3 exons. The record is from RefSeq and is a predicted model, not a curated record. Lineage: Eukaryota; Fungi; Ascomycota; Sordariomycetes; Xylariales; Hypoxylaceae. Gene Ontology annotation, cellular component: mitochondrion. Gene Ontology annotation, biological process: mRNA pseudouridine synthesis; tRNA modification.